Daucus carota subsp. sativus is the source of this 1999-nucleotide messenger RNA. RefSeq names its product berberine bridge enzyme-like 21. Gene Ontology annotation, molecular function: FAD binding; oxidoreductase activity. The transcript has 2 exons. Bases 72 to 1772 code for a protein of 566 amino acids. The record is from RefSeq and is a predicted model, not a curated record. NCBI's taxonomy places the organism in Eukaryota, Viridiplantae, Streptophyta, Magnoliopsida, Apiales, Apiaceae.
CCUACCACCCUCGAACAUACAUACUCCUCUAUUCUUAUUACAAAGCAGUACAGAAAACAAACAAAACCAAUAUGACAACCCCUGUUCUUCUCCCAAUGUUUUCUCAAUUAUUGCUUCUUUUCUCUCUCAUGUCUCUCUCAAAUGCUGCAGAGACCUCAGAUUACACAACCUUUAUUGAAUGCCUAGUAAAAAAUUCAAGCCCAGAUGAUCAAGCUAGUGUAUCUUCCAUUGUCUACUCACCUCAAAAUUCAUCAUUUAAUUCUGUGUUACAAGCUUACAUCAAGAACAAAAGGUUUAAUACCUCGGCAACACCAAAACCCGCGAUCAUUGUCACUGCUACCAAGGAAUCCCAUGUCCAAAACACUGUUAUUUGUGCAAAAAACAUGGGAAUUCAGCUGAAAAUUAGGAGUGGCGGCCAUGAUUAUGAUGGGAUUUCUUAUGUUUCUGAUACUACAUUUAUCAUUCUUGAUUUGUUUAAUAUUAGAAAGAUUGAUGUGAAUAUUGCCACAGAAACUGCAGUUGUUGAAGCUGGUGCCACACUUGGUGAACUCUAUUACAGAAUAUGGGAAAAGAGUGAUGUGCAUGGAUUUCCUGCUGGUGUGUGUCCAACUGUGGGAGUCGGAGGUCAUUUAAGUGGCGGAGGCUAUGGUAAUAUGUUGCGUAAAUUCGGGCUUUCGGUUGAUAAUGUGAUUGAUGCUAGAAUUGUUGAUGUUAAUGGUAAAAUUCUGGAUAGGAAAUCAAUGGGUGAGGAUCUUUUCUGGGCUAUUAGAGGUGGCGGGGGUGCUAGUUUUGGUGUUAUCUUGUCAUACACAAUUCAAUUAGUGAAAGUGCCUAAAAUUACGACAGUUUUUCGGGUUAUGAGGAGUUUAGAUGAGAAUGCAACUGAUAUUGUUCAUAGGUAUCAGUUUGUAGUUGAUAAGUUGGAUGAUGGUCUUUUUAUCAGGAUGCUUUUGCAGCCUGUGAGUGGGAAGGUUAAGGGACAAAAGACUAUUAGAGCAACAUUUAUAGGAAUGUUUCUUGGUGAUUCUAGUACUUUGAAGGGGAUAAUGGAUAAAGGAUUUCCUGAAUUGGGGUUAAAGAAAGAAGAUUAUUCGGAGAUGAGUUGGAUUCGGUCAGUGAUGUGGUGGGCUAAUUUUGAUAACACAACAUCGCUGGAUACCUUGUUGUCGAGGAAUUCGGAUGGAGUGAAUUUCUUGAAGAGGAAAUCAGAUUAUGUGCAAACUCCGAUACCUAAAGAUGGGCUGGAAUCAAUUUGGAAGAAGAUGGUUGAGUUGGGGAAAGUUGGGUUUGUUUUAAAUCCUUAUGGUGGGAAAAUGAGUGAGAUUUCUUCAUCCGCCACGCCUUUCCCACACCGGGCAGGGAACAUAUACAAGUUGCAGUACUCGGUGAAUUGGCACGAGGAAGGUGCCGAAGCAGAUAAGAACUACAUGAGUCAGAUAAGGAGUUUGUACAGCUUCAUGACACCAUAUGUGUCUAGUAGUCCCAGAGGUGCAUUUUUGAACUACCGGGACCUUGAUAUUGGCGUUUCUGAUCAUGGUAAAGAUAGUUACACGGAAGGACAAGUCUACGGAGAAAAGUAUUUUGGGGCAAAUUUCGACAGGUUGGUGAAAGUGAAAUCUGCCGUUGAUCCAGAAAAUUUCUUCAGGAAUGAACAAAGCAUCCCUGUUAAGGUUGCUAAUAUCUCAUCCUCCAGCAGACAUGCUCUCAGAAAGUCAUUGGGUAUGUCAUUGUCCUGUUUGUGCUCUGUAAUUUCUUUUGUUUGUGUUACCUAGCUUAAUAUCCUGCAAUAAGAAGUCAUCUGUAAAUGUUGAGAUGUGUUGAAAUUCCGGGGUUCUAAUGGUGAACGUGGAACUGUUGUGUUCAUAUAUGAAUGUAUGGCCAGUUUUAGCUGAAUUAAAGAUCCGGGUCCUGUUUGAAAAGUUCAGAUUUUGUAGAUUGGUAUGUGUAAUUACUUCCACCAAAAGUAUGAAAAGGUUGUAGGGGCAUUCAGUUUUUUCCU